AUGGCUAGAAACCAGAAUGAUGAUGAUGCAUCAACAUCUAACAGGAAGAAGAGGAUCAAGACUUGUGACAACAGUGGUGUGGGGCCUUGGUCAGAACUUAACCAUGAUGUGUUGUUUUUAGUUAUGAUGCAACUGAGUUUCGUUGAUUUUGUUGCACUUAGUGGAGUUUGCAAGUCAUGGAGGUCAUUUGCACUCAGGAAGAGGUUUAUGGCAUCCAGACCACCCAUGUUGAUGUCCAUCUCUGAUACUUCUUGUAUGAAUUCGUGCUACUGCCACCUGAAGGACUUUGAUGGAAGAAACUUCAAAACCCUCCUUCCCCAUUCUGUUGGCAGGAGGUGUGUGGGAUUAACUUGUGGUUACUUGAUCUUGUUAAGUUUUAUAACCAAUGACUACUGGCUUGUGAAUCCUAUCACAAGGUGGGUGUUUCUAGUUAUAGAUAAACUCUACUUCAAUAUAUGGUUUUCAGUAGAGGGUAAAGGAGCAUGGAAUCAUGUCUCCUCCACUUACCCCAUCCUUGAUUUACACGCUUUCAAGGGGAAGAUAUAUGCCCGAAGCAACACCUGGCGUGUGUAUGAAAUGAAACUCAAUCCAAAGCCCAAAUUGACAUUACUCAAAAUCAAGAAUUUUCCAAAGUCAAAAGUAGGGAAUCCGGUUUUUGUAAGUUCGGAUGAGAACCUUUAUGUGAUGGAUCACGGUUUAAAAGAUCCGAUUGAGGAACUAGAUUUUGGCGUAAUGAAAUGGGUGUCACCAAAAGAAAAGACAAUAGGAGAAUAUUCAUUUUUUUUGUAG
This is a messenger RNA of Lactuca sativa (garden lettuce), 789 nucleotides long. The record is from RefSeq and is a predicted model, not a curated record. NCBI's taxonomy places the organism in Eukaryota, Viridiplantae, Streptophyta, Magnoliopsida, Asterales, Asteraceae.